UUAAACGUCGUUGAAGCCGAUUCCACCGCACGACGAUCGCAAAAAAUCCCCCUUUCUCUCCGACGAUCCAUCUCGAUCGUCUUCCGAAACCCUGAACCUCCGAUCGAAGGAAUUCUUUGUGAAAGCUUCGAGGUUUCUCUCUACAAGGCCCAAUUUUUUUGAUCGCCGGUGAGGCACGAAGAAGCACUUGCGGGAUAGAAUUUGAGGCGAGAUGGUUUUGCAUCUAGACCUCAACUCCCUUCCAGUAGAGAGCCAUCUCUCAGAGGGGACUUCCGCUGUUUAUAACCCCUGCCAUACUACUGGACCACAGCAAGGAUCUUGCACCCAACCAAUUCCUUUGAUUGAUGCAGAUGAAUUAGAGGAUGAAGUUGUUGCUCUUUCGUCAUCAAUAGAUUUUUCCACGGGGAGGAGUCUUACCAAAAGGACCCGACCAGUGAUAGUGAUAUUAGAUGAUGAUCUGGAGUUAAAUAUGAGAAAUUCAGUCAUUGUAGGGGAACAAGUUGCAAGCUCAUCCUUGUUUGCUUGCAAGAGACCAUUUAGAAGUUCUAAUAGCAGGACAAGUAUUGACAGGGAUCCUUACAUCGAUUUAGAGGAUGGACAUGAUGCUAAGGUUAAUUUGACCAGUGAUCCUCCAAUUUACAUAUGGUACUGGCUUCAGUCAGAUGUUGGUAAGAAACUUUAGCUCAAUGCUAACUAUGAAUUAGUGUAAAAUCAGAAAACAAGACGUUUUUGUCAUGCCAAGACUUUGCGACAGAUAUUGUAGUCUUAUAGUGCAUUUGUCAGCAAUCUUUCAUCAGUAAGUGUUUUCAUCGGUAAGUGUUCUUACUAGUUGAUCCUCCACUCCCGAAAUCUCCAUCUUUAUGUUAGAUAUUGGCUGAGGCUAUUCACUAAAGAUUUUGAUAACUUCCUGCAGUGAUGACAGUCGUAGAAUUUGGUUUACUGGAAAAUCAGUUAUGCAAUUAAGCUCUUGAAACUGAUUGGUAGUGCUGGAAAGCCCACUUUUAGUCUGGAAUCUGGAACUUUAUUCAUCGUCAUUGUCAAACUGCUCAUGUCCUAACUAUUUGUGAAUCUUUUCCCUCUAUUGAGUUCUAUGCAAAUCUCAAGCACUUUUUUCUUGAAAAUUGCAGAGGAAGAGAUUGAUGUCCCCUGAGCCUGAGCCUCAGCCUCAGCCUGCAAAAGUAAUCGUGAAGCCCUACACUUGCCUGAUCUGCAUGGAGGAGUUGGUCGAAGCGGCGUCGACUAUUUGCGGGCAUAUUUUCUGUAUGACCUGCACAAAGACCUCCAUUCGGACACAGAAGAAGUGCCCAACUUGCAGGAGGAAACUUAACAUGAGAAAUUUCCACCGUGUUUACCUUCCUCAUUAAAACAAUCUCCAAUUGGGGCCUCUUUCAUUUUGCUUUUGAUUUUCUCUCUUUUUCUUUUUAGUUGAUAUUGUCUGCCAUUGCUUUGGAUAUGGAAGCAAUUAAAUAUGCAUUUAGAGUUCAUAGGAAAUGUGCAAAUGUAUUUGAGCUGUUGUGUUAUAUUUGAUUUAUAAGAAAAGGCAUUGGAUGUGCUUUUUGUGUGCAA
Molecule: messenger RNA, 1566 nt
Organism: Zingiber officinale
Lineage: Eukaryota; Viridiplantae; Streptophyta; Magnoliopsida; Zingiberales; Zingiberaceae
Product: E3 ubiquitin-protein ligase RNF4-like
Exons: 5
Coding region: 212-682 (156 amino acids)
Source: RefSeq, a predicted model, not a curated record